CAUAUCAUAUUCAUCGAUAGUGAUUUUGUAACGAAAAGAAACUCUCCCCAAAAAACACUAUGAAAGUCAAAUGACAUUUACCAAAAACUCAGAAUGACAAAGUAUCAUCUGACGUGCAAAUGGCUUCCAAACUUAUGCACGCCCUUCAAUAUUCAGGCUAUGGUGGUGGAGCUGAUGCCUUGAAGCAUGUUGAGGUUGGUGUUCCUGAUCCAAAAGCUGAUGAGGUAUUGCUCAAGAUUGAGGCAGUAACUCUAAAUCCAAUUGAUUGGAAGAUACAGGCAGGUGCUCUACGGCCCUUCUUACCCCGCAAGUUCCCCACAAUACCUGGAACUGAUGUUGCUGGGGAGGUAGUCCAGGCUGGAUCUGCUGUAAAGAGGUUCAAAACUGGUGACAAGGUCGUGGCCAUUCUUAGCCAUGCUACUGGAGGUGCACUGGCUGAAUACGCCGUGGCAAAGGAGAACCUGACUGUUACCAGACCACCAGAUGUAUCAGCACCUGACGGUGCAGCCUUACCUGUUGCCGCCCUUACUGCUCACCAAGCUCUCAUCCAGUCUGCAAACAUCAAGCUUGAUGGAAGUGGUGAAAGAAAGAACAUAUUGAUCACAGCUGCAUCAGGGGGUGUGGGUCACUAUGCAGUCCAACUGGCAAAGAUGGGAAACAUGCAUGUAACGACAACAUGUGGAGCUCGCAACCUAGACUUUGUCAAGGGCUUAGGGGCCGAUGAGGUUCUUGACUACAAAACUCCGGAAGGGGUGUCCUUAAAUAGUCCGUCAGGAAAGAAAUAUGACUAUGUGAUCCAUGGUGCAAGCGGAAUCCCUUGGUCCACCUUUGAACCCAAUUUGAGUGCAACAGGAAAGGUGAUAGAUUUGACUUUCACCCGAAGUGCAAUGUUCACUUCUGCUUUGAAGAAGCUGACAUUCUCUAAGAAGCAGCUGGUUCCUCUGCUUUUGGUUCCAAAGACAGAAAACUUUGAUUAUGUGGUGAAUUUGGUGAAAGAAGGAAAGCUUAAAACAGUUAUAGACUCGAAACAUCCCUUGAAGAACGCUGAAGAAGCUUGGAGUAGGAUAAUGAGCGGUCAUGCUACAGGAAAGGUUGUCAUAGAGCCUUGAACAGAUUAUAUUGAUGCAGACACUGCAAAUUGGUUGAUACUUGAUAGUAAUAAACAUAUAAGUUCAUAAUUAUACAGUGUUUGUAAAUAUUGAAGGCAUACAUCCUAAAUGGAGAAGUUAUUAGGUGCUGGCAUGUAAUAUUUUCGGCAUCAAUCAAUUUCUUGAUUAUAAACAUGUAAAAUGUAAUCUUGUAAAGUUACUCUCUUAUGUGUGAUUAGAGGCAAGGAGGGUGUGUUAGUUGUUAAACAUAAUCUACUCCUGUAGUACUUAAUGUUUUUCUUACUUUCUUGUUAACCUCACUAGUAGUUUAUAGGUGAAAUUCAUUUCUUGUAACAUGAAGUUAUCAAUCAUGGAAAUAAUAGGAUCAAUUUUAGUACUUUUA
Molecule: messenger RNA, 1491 nt
Organism: Chenopodium quinoa (quinoa)
Lineage: Eukaryota; Viridiplantae; Streptophyta; Magnoliopsida; Caryophyllales; Amaranthaceae
Product: quinone-oxidoreductase homolog, chloroplastic-like
Exons: 4
Coding region: 120-1109 (329 amino acids)
Molecular function (GO): oxidoreductase activity
Source: RefSeq, a predicted model, not a curated record